AUGUCUGAAGAAAACGAUAACGUGGCUCCGAUGAACAACGAAAAAGACAAUUUGGUGUCGGAAGAGCAAGAAGCGACACUAGAAACCGCUGAGAACAAAACGGAAAAGCAAGAUGAUUCUCGCAACGAAGUCGUGGAGAAAAUGUUUGAGAACCUCUUGGAAAAGCAGAGAAAUUUCGAACAAAUCCAUGAAAAUAUGCUCAAAGAGGUUCUGGAAGACCAGAAAAAUAUCAAAAAAUCGAACACGGAAAUUGUUGAAAAGCUCUGUUCCCUUGAAAGCGAACUUCAAUUGAUUCGGGACGACUUGAAACCAAAAAGCGUGAAAGCAGGAGUUCCGAAGGAAACCGAUGAUGAAGAUGAAACAGAUUCAGAAUCUGAAAAUGAGAGCGUUACCAUACCGACUUCUGGAAAAUGCUUCGUGCUAAAACAUGUCUUCAAGAAUGUCUCGAAUAUGAAGGAAAAUGAAUAUCGGUUGUCAGAAGCGGAAGAGCACUAUGGGAUUGAAUGGAGAAUGUAUGUGCGCCGAACGAAAGAACAUCUUCAGUUUUAUUUGAACUGUCUGAAAUCGAUGGACACUGCUAAUUGGACAAUCGAAACUCAGCGAAAACAUGUACUAGUUUCGGAUCGAAUGGAAAACAAAGUGAUGGAAAGCAUAAGAAUAUUUGACAAAGAAUCUCGCUCGUGGGGAUAUCCAGAGUUUAUCAAAUGGGAUGUUCUGGAAAAAGACUUCCUUGUAGAUGAUAAACUGACUGCUGAAAUUCACGUGAAAAUCAAGAAAACAACUGGAAUUUACAAAGAUAAUCUGAGAAAUUUCGACAAGACAAUGGAAGAAUUUUCAGAUGUUGUACUUGUUGUCAACGAAGAGAAAUUCUACGUCUUAAAAUUAUAUUUGGCUGCUCACUCGCCCUAUUUCAAGGCCUUGUUUUUGGGAAAUUUCAACGAUUCGAAGAAAUCGGAGAUCAAAUUGACUGGAAUCGACGCAGAUGAUUUCCAGAAUUACCUCGAAGUGCUUUAUGGAGAAAGUGCAAUUGAUGAAUUCACUGUUGACGGAAUCCUCAUGGUGGCUGAUAUGUAUGAUACUUCAAUGGUCAUUCUCAAAUGCGAGCAGUUUCUACUCAAGGAAUCAAAGAAAACAUUGAAGAAAAAGUUGCAAAUGUCCAUGAAAUACCACCUGGAAGCAUUGAAUAAACAAUGCCGCAAGGAGAUCAAAUCGGUUGCUGACAUCAAAUCAGUUCUCCCAGGAGAUAUUCGUGAUUUGCAUCCAUCAAUUACGACGGAGUUUUUGGAAAUUGCCCUCUCUAUUCAAUAA
This is a messenger RNA of Caenorhabditis remanei, 1308 nucleotides long. RefSeq lists its product as uncharacterized. Lineage: Eukaryota; Metazoa; Nematoda; Chromadorea; Rhabditida; Rhabditidae. The transcript has 7 exons. Gene Ontology annotation, molecular function: protein binding. The coding region runs from base 1 to 1308 and encodes 435 amino acids. The record is from RefSeq and is a predicted model, not a curated record.